This is a messenger RNA of Sceloporus undulatus (fence lizard), 807 nucleotides long. RefSeq names its product outer mitochondrial membrane lipid metabolism regulator OPA3 (gene OPA3). The transcript is spliced from 2 exons. Gene Ontology annotation, cellular component: mitochondrion. Bases 84 to 557 code for a protein of 157 amino acids. Lineage: Eukaryota; Metazoa; Chordata; Lepidosauria; Squamata; Phrynosomatidae. The record is from RefSeq and is a predicted model, not a curated record. Gene Ontology annotation, biological process: regulation of lipid metabolic process.
GGCGCGAGGCGUUGACGCGCGAGCGUGGCGUGACGUAGCGUGCGCGCUGAUGUCAUCGAAGCUGCCGUGAGGGCGGGGCGAGGAUGGUGGCCGGCGCCUUCCCGAUCGCCAAGCUCCUCUACUUGGGCGUCCGGCAGAUCUCCAAGCCCCUAGCCGCGCGCAUCAAGGACGGGGCGCGCGCCAGCCCCUUCUUCCGGCAGUACAUCUGCGGGCCCCCCGCGCAGAUCUAUCACUGGGUGGAGAUGCGGGCCAAGAUGCGAAUCAUGGGAUUCCGGGGGGCGGCCAUCAAGCCGCUGAGUGAGGAGGCGGCGGCGGACUUGGGGGCGGAACUGCUGGGCGAAGCCAUCGUCUUUGGAGUGGGGGGCCUCUGCAUUUACCUGGAGUACGCCCGCCAGUCCACCAACAGCCAGAAGAAGGAGGACGAGUUGAGCAGCACCCUCCUCAGCCUCCAGGAACAGAUCUCAGAGCUGAACUUGACUGUGGAGACCUUAGACGCUCGCUUGCGCGAAGCCAACCGGAUCCUAGUGGAGCUUUCUAGCGCUCCCCAGAAGAAAUGACCCAGCCCUGGAUGGGAAACGUGGGUGUUUUCUGUUCCAGGAUGGCACUCCUGUUACAAGCUGCGUGGGAAGCCCCACUACUGGAGGAAGGCCGGCAAGGAGAGAACAUGGACCCUACAAAGUGCAGGAGGAUUUGGGGUACAAGGGCCCUUUGACUUGCCCCGUGACCCUCGGCUACUGAAUCGCUUGACCUCUUCCUAAUAUGUAAAUACUGUGAAUCUAUUAAAACAAUGGCGACAAAGAAAUCAAA